Elephantulus edwardii (Cape elephant shrew) is the source of this 723-nucleotide messenger RNA. RefSeq names its product coiled-coil domain containing 107 (gene CCDC107). Lineage: Eukaryota; Metazoa; Chordata; Mammalia; Macroscelidea; Macroscelididae. Bases 1 to 723 code for a protein of 240 amino acids. The transcript has 6 exons. The record is from RefSeq and is a predicted model, not a curated record.
AUGUCUGCUGGGGUCUCCCUCUGGGGCGUGCUGGGACUGCUACUCGUGUUUGAGCUGCCCGCGCUCCUUGGAGACCGCCCCAGGCCCGACGCCCGGGCACAGCCAGGUAUACCAGGGAAGGUCGGCCCUGGGGCCGUGGAACCCCGGCUUCGACCGCCACCGAAGGACCGGCGCGAGCGAGCCCGAGCUGGAGCACUGCCUUUGGGCGCUCUGUACACUGCGGCCGUCGUGGCUUUUGUGUUGUACAAGUGUUUGCAGGGAAAAGAUGAGGCUGCAGCUCUCCAAAAGGAGGCAAGCACGGAAUCAUCGCGGUCAGAGCAACAGCUCAUGCAGUUGACAGAACAGCUGGCUCAGACAGAGCAGCACCUCAACAGCCUAGUGGCCCAGCUAGACCCCCUUUUUGAGUGCGUGACUACUCUGGCUGGAGCACAGCAGAAGCUUCUGAACACGAAGCUACAGACCAUUCACCAGCUGCUACAAGAGCACAAGCCGGACAAGGGCAUGGAGGUUCCAGAACCAGAGGUCAGCCUGCCCUUUUCUGAGGACUUAAGUACUGAGGCAGCUGGUGACAGUCAGGCCUGGGAGGAGCCCAUACACUGGAACCCAGAGACAUGGAGCCUACCUACGCCCUGGCAAGUGGAGCCGGGGCUAAGGAGAAGAAGCACCAUGGCUGUGGGCUCUCAUCACAGCCCCAGCUGGGAAGGAAGGCGGAGCAGCAGCUGA